AUGGAGGAUUUGCUAUGUGGAACGUUGGCUGAAGAAACAACACCUGAAUUAGUUGAGGCGAUUUUUCAGAUUUGUUGGGCAAUUUGGAAGGCAAGGAACGAAUGUAUCUUUCAGGGUAAGUUGCCAAAUCCGAAAACCACGAUCCAAAAGGCUGAGAUGGCAAAUGGGGAUUACUUGCAAGCUGCGUAUAUGGUUGGAAAGGUUGUGGUACCCAAACAAAGGGAUGAUUCGAGUUGGUCCCCGCCUCCUCUUGGGGUUUUAAAAAUUAACGUUGAUGGAGCGUUUUCUUCCUCUCGCGGCAUUGCCGCCUUUGGUGUAAUUGCCAGAGAUAGUAGUGGAACUGCUCAGUUUUGGCGUUAUGGGAAAGUGAAAGUGUCUUCAGCUUGUGCGAUUGAGGCCUGGGCUCUAAGGAUAGCUUGCAAUUCAGUAAUUAAUGCGGAUUAUUCUCAAGUGAUUUUCGAGUCCGAUAGUCAAGUGGUGAUUCAGAGUGUUCAAGGAAGAAUUAACUGUCCAUGGGAAAUCCAUGCUAUGGUGGAAGAUAUCAAGACUUGGGCAAAAGGAAAAAAUUGGUCCUUCAACUGGGCUGAUAGAAGGAAGAACAAGGCUGCUCACUGGUUGGCUUCCUAUAGUAUCAAUAGAUGUUCUCCUAUUCAGUUGGGUUGUAUUCUGCCUGAGUUUGAUUCUGUUUUGUGUAAAGAUUGUAUCUCCUGA
Rhododendron vialii is the source of this 711-nucleotide messenger RNA. RefSeq lists its product as uncharacterized. The record is from RefSeq and is a predicted model, not a curated record. Gene Ontology annotation, molecular function: nucleic acid binding; RNA-DNA hybrid ribonuclease activity. The transcript has a single exon. Bases 1 to 711 code for a protein of 236 amino acids. NCBI's taxonomy places the organism in Eukaryota, Viridiplantae, Streptophyta, Magnoliopsida, Ericales, Ericaceae.